Molecule: messenger RNA, 1662 nt
Organism: Saccharomyces cerevisiae S288C
Lineage: Eukaryota; Fungi; Ascomycota; Saccharomycetes; Saccharomycetales; Saccharomycetaceae
Gene: RNH70
Product: Rnh70p
Exons: 1
Coding region: 1-1662 (553 amino acids)
Cellular component (GO): nucleus
Molecular function (GO): exonuclease activity; nucleic acid binding
Source: RefSeq, marked reviewed
AUGCAAGUAGAAGGGCCUGACACUAACUUCGUGAGUGAUUUGGCUUUGGGAUCAAAGAAAAGAAGGUUAUCCAAGACUUCUGUACAAGAGGAUGAUCAUACAAAUGUGGUAUCGGAAGUGAAUAAGAAUAAGAAGAAAAAAAAGGCAAAGCCUAUGACAUGCACAUUGCUAAAGUCUGUGGUUGAAAAAGGUAUUGGUAUAAAGGAUGUAAGAGACAUGACUCAAUACUUGUUGCAGGCUGAAAACAACUCUCCCAAAUGGAUUGAUAUUUGUAACAGGUCAAGUUUACAGAAAAUGAUAGUUCUGUUCAUUCCAGGUUUACAACCAGAUGAUUUUGAGAACGGAAAAAAUACCUUUAAUGAAAUCAGUGAUGAUAACUUCAAAUAUAUUCCUGGAGAAAUUGCCUCCACGUUUCAUACAUUUCCCGUGAUGGCACCUGGUUCCAAGAUGACGCUCUUUUCGCCCUACAAUUCAUUUAUUAAUGUUGGAUUGUCCAAAAUGGAGAAAAUAAAUAAAUUGAAAGAGUUACAAAAGAAGAAGAAAAUUACUAUUAACGAUUUGGUUCUAUCCGAACAACAGUUAGUGGCAAACGAUUACCCACUGGAUUCUGGAGACACCAAUUUUGAUACAGACUGGGUACAAACUGUUGACUUUACCCAUGGUGGCUCCCACAUCUUUGCACUAGACUGUGAAAUGUGUCUUUCCGAACAAGGUUUAGUUCUAACUAGGAUUUCUCUAGUGAAUUUUGACAAUGAAGUUAUCUAUGAAGAGUUGGUGAAACCUGAUGUCCCCAUAGUGGACUAUUUGACACGUUACAGUGGUAUAACUGAAGAGAAACUAACUGUUGGUGCCAAGAAAACAUUGCGAGAAGUACAAAAAGAUUUACUAAAGAUAAUAAGUCGUUCAGAUAUUUUGAUAGGACAUUCGCUACAGAAUGAUUUGAAAGUCAUGAAAUUGAAACAUCCAUUGGUCGUGGAUACAGCUAUUAUAUACCAUCAUAAAGCUGGCGAUCCUUUCAAGCCAAGUUUAAAAUACUUGAGCGAAACCUUUCUGAAUAAAAGCAUUCAAAACGGAGAACACGAUUCUGUCGAAGAUGCAAGGGCUUGUCUUGAAUUGACGAAAUUAAAAAUCUUAAAUGGGUUAGCAUUUGGGAUAGGUAUCAAUACGGAGAACUUGUUCACCAAAUUACAUCGUUUUGAAGUGAAAACCGUUCUUCUCAACGAUAUGAUUAUUAAAAAUCAUACUGAGGACGAUUCUAAGGGCCAGUUAAUCCGUUGCGUCGAAGAUGAUGAGACAUGGACCCAUAUUCACGAGAAUCUAAAUAAAGAUGUCAAACUUAUUGUGGGGAGAAUCAAGAACUUAGAGAGGUCACGCAACUAUAAUAAAAAGCCACGGAAGGAAACUCCUUCGUUCGAUGCGUCCAUGGUUCUUCAUGAUAUAGGGCAACAUCUAACACAAUUAUACGAGAAUGCUACACCAGGUACUAUGAUUUUGAUCAUGUCGGGUACAGGCGACACAAGACCAUGGAACAAUCUUUCAACUGAGUUAGAGUUUAUUCAAGACAAAAAGGAAAGAUUAGAUAAAAGACGCGAAAGGGAACCUGAAAUAGUAGAAGCCAUAAAGUUAGCCCGGGGUGGUGUAGCAUCCUUUACUGUAAAAUAA